AAAAGGUAUGGACGGGUUGUAUAUAUAUAUAUCAAACACACAGUCUGAAGUGAACAAACGAGUUAUUUUUCAGUUGUUUCAGUUGCAACACUGAUUAUCAAAAAUGAAUCCAGUUUUCAUCGGAGCCCUGCUUACUGUAUGUCUGAGUAAUGGUGUACACGGAAAGGCCAAACCUUGCAACCAACAGCAUCGUGUGUUGUUGUCAAAGGUCAAGAGGCUUCAACGUACCGUUAAGGAACUGCAGCAACACCAAAGCCUUGAAAUGCGUACAGAUAAAGACGAAUUAUCUCAGCUAGCAGGACCAGCCGAGCUUACAAACGUACAAUACGAUGGUGGUGAGUCCGGUUUCCACGUGACGUUGGAUAAACCACAAGAAAUAGAAACCAAAAUGCCUCUUAAAUUUGAUGACGUUGUGACAAACAUAGGCGGGGCUUAUGAUACACAAACCGGGAUCUAUACUGCUCCUGUGACUGGUACCUACAUGUUCACACUCAAUGCCGUCUGUGCUGCACGCAACUUUCUGCAUCUGGCCAUCUAUAAAAACGACGCGCCGGCGUUUAAUGUGAUAUGUGAUGAUUUAAAAGGGGAUAUACAACAUCAAGGUGGUGGCACCACGAUUUUGAGACUGCAAAGAGGUGACAAGAUAUAUGUAACUUUGAUGUUUCCGCUUGGAACUGUUGGUGAAGUCCGAGGUAAUGGAAUUACGUCAUUUUCCGGGUACCUGUUGAAAGAGUUAUGAUAGAAAAACGCUUAACUGUAUGUAAAUUUCAUGGCGCUACUUUUUGUGAACUGGUACAUGCGAUGAAUAUUAUAUAUGUACUUCUUUGAUUGUUUUAAGUAAUGAAAUAAGGCUGAAGGAGGUCAUCUUUUCACCGAGAGUACGACAAAUAUGGUUAGAUCACAAACUGUAGUUGAAUGCUGAAUGAAUAAUAAGAAAUUCAUUGAUUUAUUUUAAACUGCAAAAUAAAACAAUCUUUGGUUAUACUACUCGAAAAAGCAAUCGCACGAUUCAUUCGUUGAUCCGAGGUUCCCAAGGAUUCUAUGCCAACUCUGUUUCUAUGCCAACACUGUUUCUAUGUCAAUGGGCACUAUUGCUAUUGCUUCUCAUGAUACAUUUAUUCAUUGCUUUUACAAGUGAAACCUUUAUUGAUGGUUAUGUUUAGCAUUGUAUUCAAAUGAAGUUUUAUGAUUGAUCCACUGCUUUUGCUAUAGUUGAAAUCGGAGACGAACACAUUUUUUCGAUUAAAGUGACCUGAGAAGUUAUAGCUUUUGUAAUUUGAAAAUUUCGUUGAAGAUAUAAAACAUGCCUUAACAUAAACAUUGAUUUGAUUUCAAUGGAGUUAAACAGUCUC
Messenger RNA from Mya arenaria, 1352 nucleotides. Its product is annotated as complement C1q-like protein 2. The coding region runs from base 104 to 739 and encodes 211 amino acids. The record is from RefSeq and is a predicted model, not a curated record. The transcript has 4 exons. Lineage: Eukaryota; Metazoa; Mollusca; Bivalvia; Myida; Myidae. Gene Ontology annotation, molecular function: protein binding.